CAACGUGCAUCAGUUCCUUUCUGGCCCCAGUGUUAAUCUGUAUUUACUCUGAGGUUCUAAAGCUUUUCUCAACUGCUCGUUACAUGAGUAUUUUCUGACUCGUGGCUUCGUUCUCUGUGGCAGGUCUGUAGGCCCCUUCUAGGCUGUCGGACAGGACACAGACACGCAAAAAUCAGACGAGCUGUACUAAGUCGAGCUUUCCGACAAGUAUCGAUUUAGUUUUGACUGAUCGCACUACGAGUCACGUCCGUUCGUCCGUCUUGGGUUUAGAAUCGCAGAGCCGCUACUGCCAGCGUGCGUAAUGCAUCGUAAAGAGGAAACACAGUAAAUAGACGGACACGUCCAUCUGCAGAAAAGAGGAAACGAAGAUGGUGAUGACGGCUUCACCGAAGUCAUUCUUCAGAUGCUCAAUAGCAAUGGCGAAGCCUUCCCUCCCACUGAAGCGGUUGCUCUGGGUCUUUAUUGUCUUUAGUCUCUCUCAAAGCUCCCUCCAGAAUGAUGACGAUGAUGAGGUGUCUAACAAGACAUGGGUGCUGACUCCCAAAGUGUAUGAAAGUGACGUCACACACAUCCUUAACAGCCUGCUAGAUGGUUACGAUAACAAGCUCAGACCUGACAUUGGAGUCAAGCCAACAGUGAUCCAUACCGACAUGUUUGUCAACAGCAUCGGCCCAGUAAAUGCCAUCAAUAUGGAAUACACCAUCGACAUAUUUUUUGCUCAGACCUGGUACGACAGGAGGUUAAAAUUCAACAGCACGAUGAAAGUUCUUCGUCUCAACAGCAACAUGGUGGGAAAGAUCUGGAUCCCAGACACUUUUUUUCGGAACUCAAAGAAAGCUGAUGCCCACUGGAUCACCACACCCAAUCGGAUGCUUAGGAUCUGGAAUGACGGAAGAAUACUCUACACUCUCAGGUUGACCAUUGAUGCCGAGUGCCAGCUUAAAUUAAACAACUUCCCAAUGGAUGAGCACUCCUGUCCCCUGGAAUUUUCAAGCUAUGGCUACCCCAAGGAGGAAAUUACAUACAGGUGGAAAAGGAGCUCAGUGGAGGUUGGGGACAUUCGCUCAUGGAGGCUUUACCAGUUUUCCUUUGUUGGCCUAAGGAACACGACUGAGACCGUCAGGACAGUUUCAGGGGACUAUGUAGUGCUGACUGUCUUUUUUGACCUGAGCAGGAGGAUGGGGUACUUCACCAUUCAGACCUACAUUCCAUGCACGCUUAUUGUUGUCCUCUCCUGGGUCUCUUUCUGGAUCAACAAAGAUGCAGUGCCUGCAAGGACGUCAUUAGGCAUCACCACUGUCCUGACUAUGACCACACUGAGUACCAUUGCCAGGAAAUCUCUUCCAAAAGUGUCAUACGUGACUGCAAUGGACCUGUUUGUGUCUGUGUGCUUCAUAUUCGUCUUUGCCGCGCUCAUAGAGUAUGGCACUUUACACUACUUUGUCAGCAACAGGAAGCCAAGUGCCAAAAAGGACAAGAAGAAGAAAAACCCGCUCCUCCGGCUCUUUUCCUCCAAGCAGACACCAACAGUGGACAUCCGUCCACGCUCAGCUACAGCAAUCCAGAUGAACAAUGCCACACACAUGCAGGAGCGAGAUGAGGAAUAUGGCUAUGAGUGUCUCGAUGGUAAAGACUGCACCAGUUUCUUCUGCUGUUUCGAAGACUGCCGUUCUGGAGCCUGGCGGCAUGGAAGGCUGCACAUUCGCGUCGCCAAGAUAGACUCAUAUGCACGCAUCUUCUUCCCCACUGCGUUUGGUCUCUUCAAUCUGGUCUAUUGGGUCUCCUAUCUAUAUCUUUAGGCAUAGGAUUGUUCCCAGCCAUUCCAUUAUGAUUUUCUGUAUGCUCAGCGCCAGCAAGUGACAUUUAAAAGAAAGAGACCCACUGAAAUACUCCAAAACUUCAACAGAUUUGUUACAUUUCUGUUAUUUAAUUCCCUUUGAACUUCCACUUCUUUUCAGAUAACCUUGACAGACAUUGCACACGUUGUAGCACUGCAUUUUAUUAGUGUGGAAUGCAAAAGCAUUGAUUCUGCUAGGGAUUACUACAACCUAUUUUUUUUACAUUAGCUUGAGACAAUUCUUCUGAAAGAUAGUCUUAAAUUACAUAGCUAUACAGAAUUAAUUCGACAUCAAGUUUGUUUGCUAUCAGACAUUUAUAGAAUACAAUUAAAAACAACAAAUAUGAGAAAGAGAAAAUAGCUAAUUUUAUCGAUUAAUUUUAAGUUCAUAUAAUUAAACUACUGGAUGUAAAAAACCAUUGCAGAGCAAAAAAUACAUUUUAAGAUAAAUGUAAAAAAAAAAUAAUUUGCAUUAUGUCUUGACUAUAACUAUCAAAUCUUAUGUUGAAAUUAUCUAUUUCAAAUCUUUUAAAAUUUGUAGUCACAUUUUAUUUUUUAUUCAUAGAAGCAAAACAUCUGAGGCACUUUAAAAGAGCUAUGUUGGAGUGUCUUCAGUAAACAUUUCAUGUGUGGUCAGAGUGCAAUAAUGCUUUACAUGGACAAUGCUCAGCUGUACAGACACUGUAUAUAUUUUAUUAUUAGUUAGUGGUUUGCCUCUAUUGCAUGCACCUUUCAGGCCAAAAAAAACCCAGCAUAUCUUAUGGUCUUCUACUGUUGGCUAUGGUAACUACAAAAGGAACAAAAACAAGCAAUUUCAACACAUUUAAUAAACAUUUUGUAUGAAAACUACAAAAUUAAAUCUUAAAAAAGUCUCUAAAUAUCUUUUUAUUUUAAGGUAUUACCUUUGCACACAGGUGGGAAGAUCAGCACAGUAUUUAAGCAAAAAUAUCACAAAUAAUUGUUAUCCCCCUACAAGAAUUACCCAAUUGCAUCAAAAACACUGACCCUUCAUGGCCACAUCCAUUUGCCCUGAAAAGUACUCAUUAACAUGAAGAUACUCUGUUUCUACAAUAGGGUAUUUAAGAGAAACUGGGCUGAAAGAACUAAUAGUUUUCCCCUUUGCUAUAGGAGUGAUAGCUGCAGCUGCACAACUGGAGAUGAGCUUUUUGCUUUCAAGUUAAGGACUCAAAAUUUAUCUACAUAUCAGAACAAAUGUGAAUCAAGGCAGCUUCAAGGUAAUUAGAAAUAUCUGCAGUUUUAUUUGACAUCCUUUAAAAAAACCUAAAUUAUUACAAGGCUGCUUUUCUGAGAAUAGAUGUGUAUGAUGUGUUAUCCGGUGUCUCUUGUCUCUGCCAAUAAUCACGUUGGGAAUGUAAGUCUCUGCAUACAGUCAAAAAGGAAAAAAACUUUUAAGGUGUCAUGAAAAGGCCUGUAUUCUUUGGUCUUUAUUUUUGUUAAGGUUUGCUUGAAUGUGCAAUAAAAGGAAAUCCUGUAAUGGACUCAAACAUAAACCCCAUACCACUCAGUUUUGUUAGACACCAGUAUGCAACAUACAGUGCUACAGUAUGAUUUGUAAACUGAUACAGAAAGCAUGUAAAUAACAUUGUCUAUGUACAUAAAUAAUAAAAAAAAAACACUUGUCAGGCCUUUGGCAUUUUCUAAAAGGGUAUAUAUAUUUUGUAAUUGUAACAUUGCUACACUAUAUCAAUCCACACUAUACUAUAUUUAUUGUUUAUGCUGGACUGACCAUGCAACAUACUUGAUGGGGGAGGGUGGGUAGGAUUGUGCAAUGGGUUAUUUAUUUAUUUACAUAUCUGUUGAUGGUAUUAUUUUUAAUUUCUAAAAAUGCAUCUUAUGCUUUUCAUAUAGCCCCUUAAAAGAAACACAGAAUGCUGUCAUCUAUAUCAAAGAUACAUUAUUGUUCAAUGUGUCAAUAGAACUUGAGCUUAUUUAUCUUGUGUUUUCUAUGUUGUGAUCAAUGUACACAUUACUGUCACAAAGGCCUGUCAAACUGUUCUAUUUGUUGAGUGACUUCCAACAUUAUACUUCGUGCUGCUUCUGAGUUGUAGAUUUUAUUUAGAUGACUAAAAAAACGCAAGAGUUCCGAAGACAAAAGAAGAAGAACAUUGAUUUUUUAAUAUAUUUUUUCACAUUUUCCACCAAAAUUCAUUCAAUUUUUUGCCCUGGUCAUGGCUUUUACCAUAAGACAUCAGUCCAAUUACCAGUAUACAUUUCUACUAGUAAAUGGUUUAUAUCAUAUUUCCCAUAUUCCUUUCUCAUUUGUCUAAAAUGGUGGUUCUACUGUGUUCCACUAAGUAGUCCAAACCUGUUGUCAGUGUCUAUGUAUGCUAUUUCCCACAUCUUUAGGGACAUGAGAUUGUCAUUAGUAUGAUAGAUUUGUAAUAAUCAGUGAAGGCCGUGCCACAAUGACAUGCAAGUGUAGAGAAUACAUUUGGUGUUGUUUUUUAAAAUAACUUCUUUAGAAACUAAUCUGGAUUUUCGAGCUCACCUGAAUUGCGACACUUCCAUUAUAGUUUACUAUCUUAGUUUCUCUUCAAAAAGUGGUACAAUGUCAAAUCAAAAUUGUCAAGAAAGUUAUGCAAUGGGUAACAUGAAAACAAAAUUGAUUAAAUCUACUCAGUGUGAGAGGUCCAAUUGGUAGACAUUUGUGCCUAAUAAUGGAUUUCUUCAAAUGCCGACAUUGAGGUAUAGGUUGAGGCCUAUUCAUACUAUUUUUACUAUACUUCUGUUUGAUAUCAAGAUGUGUGUGAAGUACUGAUGCAGGUUUAGACUCCAUAGCAUGCCUGCUAAAUAAAUAUCACUCUAAAAGGUUGAAAAGGACUGGACUUAUUUCAUCUGCUUGCAAUCUUUUGUCUUCGCAGACAUCAUCAUUCACUCUACAUGUUUUUAAAAAUGUGAUGUUUAUUUUGGGACCAAUGGGUAAAACAUAAAGUACAUGAGCAGCACAUGUAGAUAUUUUGUGUUAUCAAUGUUAUAAAACUGCAGAAAACAAAAUAAGAAACACUGGACAUGCAGGGUUUUGCAAAAGAUAUCCAAUGGCAAAAUAAUUCUGCUGAGAUUCUCAUCUUUACAAUAUUAGUUGCUUUGUGUUUAUAUCUGAUUAUUGUGCUGAAGAGGCACUGAUCAAAUCUGACAGGGUCUAGAUAUUAUAUUACAAACCUUAUUCAAAAAAUUCAUUUUCAUGAGAAAAUAUAGCACAUAGUUGUGAAAUUUUAUAAUAAAAUGGUUGCAUUUGUCUGUG
Girardinichthys multiradiatus is the source of this 5099-nucleotide messenger RNA. It is a transcript of the gene gabrg2, whose product is annotated as gamma-aminobutyric acid type A receptor subunit gamma2. Gene Ontology annotation, molecular function: benzodiazepine receptor activity; GABA-gated chloride ion channel activity; transmitter-gated monoatomic ion channel activity involved in regulation of postsynaptic membrane potential. The coding region runs from base 369 to 1799 and encodes 476 amino acids. NCBI's taxonomy places the organism in Eukaryota, Metazoa, Chordata, Actinopteri, Cyprinodontiformes, Goodeidae. The transcript has 10 exons. Gene Ontology annotation, biological process: gamma-aminobutyric acid signaling pathway; chloride transport; regulation of postsynaptic membrane potential. Gene Ontology annotation, cellular component: dendrite membrane; postsynapse; synapse. The record is from RefSeq and is a predicted model, not a curated record.